Molecule: messenger RNA, 1881 nt
Organism: Caenorhabditis remanei
Lineage: Eukaryota; Metazoa; Nematoda; Chromadorea; Rhabditida; Rhabditidae
Exons: 12
Coding region: 1-1881 (626 amino acids)
Biological process (GO): ribosomal large subunit assembly
Cellular component (GO): nucleolus
Molecular function (GO): protein binding
Source: RefSeq, a predicted model, not a curated record
AUGCUCUUCUCCACUCUCUUGCUCUCACCAUUCACUCUAUCAGUCUCUUCAGUCUCGGACUCAUCUCAACGAAGACAUGAUGAUGAUAUCACCUCUUCAAACGCGGAGAACGAGCCGAUUGUCGACACUGGACUGAAAAAACAGACAAUCAAGCAGCUAUUCGAUGGAUGUGACACGCUGAGUGAGGCAAGAUAUCUUCUUCAACACCUGUUCGAUCUGUGCAUUGAUAAAGCAGCAAUGGCGGCAAAAGUGGAAGCUGAGUUUAAGGAAUGUACUGCCAGAAUCGAGCAACUCGAGCAACAAUCGUCGCUGAAAGAACAACUGCUCACUUCGAUGAUGGAGGACAAGAAUUUGGUUGAUGAAAUCGAAGGACUCGUGCCAACCGAUCUUCGUAAAAGUAGAACAUCAUCACAAAGUUCUCUAUUGAGAAGUGUUUCGCCAUCCGUUGUUGAAGAUUCACAUACUCUUCAAAACUACAAAGUCCGGAGACAUACUGCCACCCAAGAAGAACUUUUGUUCGCAGGUUCAGAUAUGAAUUCUUCCGAUGGAAAUGCCAAUCCGAUUGUUGAUACAACGGCCGGUGAUGUUGGAGGCGAUUCAGAAGAAAAGAAAGAUAAGAAAAAAAGAAUCGCCUUCGUUUCUACAUCGCCAGCAUCAACCUCAUUCUCCGCUACUCCAACAACUACUUCUUCUCCAUUCUCCCGUAAUACGCGUCUACGGAGUACUGUAGGAGGAGGAGUUCCCAACAAUAACAAUAUUCGAAAAAGUGUGCAGCCACCAACAGCUGUAAAUGGAAAUGGGAAAGGAUUGCCAGUGCGAAAAGGAAAGCAGAGCAGAAUCUUGCCGCUAAAAGAUGGAAGACGUGGCAAUAUUAUCACAAGAACCCACACUUUGGAAGGACAUGCCAGAGGAGUACUGUCAGUUGAUGUCUCAGAAAAUCUUAUGGUUACUGGAUCGAAAGAUCGAACUGCCAAAUUAUGGGAUAUAGAAGCUUGCCGCGAAAUUCGAGCUCUCGGUGUGCAUCCGAAUAAUGUUCACCUGGUCAAAUUUGUGCCGUUUUCGAACUAUGUGUUCACUUUCUCAAUGUACGAAGCACGUGCUUGGGAUUACCGCUCUCCCGAAUGUAUUUGUGUUAAAGUGCUGAAUUCGUCUGGACAGGUUAAUGAUGGUGAUUCAAUCAAUGCAUCACAAGUUAUGCCACGACAGAAUACCAUCCCAUUCCUUGAAACUGUAAUCACUGCUGCUGAUGUUGAUCCUACCGGACGUCAUCUAUUCACAUCAUUUGCUGCCUAUGUUCGAGUAUGGAACCUUAGUGAAUGGAAGCCUUUGGGUCGGCUGAAUGCAGCUUCCCAUUCUCCGAAAUCUGAAGUUUCAUGUCUUAAAACAACAUUAUCAUCAGAGGGAAGUAUUUUGGCAUACACUGGUUCACGUGACCAUUAUGUCAAAGAGUAUGAUGUCGGCUUUGGAACAGGAGUCAUCGAAUCGAAAUGCGAGUUUGCUCCACCUCAUUAUGACAAUGUUACCGCUGUUCUCCCUUUGAAUGGUCAUUUGUUCACUGCUUCUAAAGAUUUGAACAUAAUGAAGUUUUCAUUGAAGAACGGAAAACGUGAACACUUCGAAACGCGUGCUCAUCAACAGUACAUUCAAUCACUCACAGGCUUCGGACCAAAAGGAAAGGAGCUUCUCGUGUCAGCAUGUAAAGAUGGAACCCUUCGUUUCUGGGAUGUUGCUUCUUAUAGUGGAAUGAAACUCGUAGAAGAGUACUCAAAAGCGCACGAAGAAGGUAUCAGCGGCAUGUGUACCUCCAAAUCAAUGCUUUUCACAGCUUCUGGAGAUGCUACUGUUGGUUUCUGGAAGUCAAAUAUUGUCGAACAGUUUUAG